Penicillium antarcticum is the source of this 4476-nucleotide messenger RNA. RefSeq lists its product as uncharacterized. Gene Ontology annotation, molecular function: ATP-dependent chromatin remodeler activity; ATP binding; metal ion binding. The coding region runs from base 1 to 4476 and encodes 1491 amino acids. The transcript is spliced from 5 exons. Gene Ontology annotation, cellular component: nucleus. Gene Ontology annotation, biological process: DNA damage response; protein polyubiquitination. The record is from RefSeq and is a predicted model, not a curated record. NCBI's taxonomy places the organism in Eukaryota, Fungi, Ascomycota, Eurotiomycetes, Eurotiales, Aspergillaceae.
AUGAGUGUGGUCGUAGAGGAAAUCACACUGCCAGAGAGCCGUUCUGAGUCCCUACAUCGCAUCUUCGAACAAUCCGUUGCGCCGAACUCCGAUGCUCAUCCUGCCAAACGGCGCAAGGUCACCCAGUCUCGUCCAAAAUGUCUGGUAACAGAGAAAGGCAAAUCUGCGACUGGAAUACCCCUAGGUUACAUUCCGCUGGCACGAUUGACAUUGCGCAUGAAGUCUUCAUCUUCCACCAUAAUCAAGGGGGAACAACUACAACGCCUGGAGCCCUUCCCCUCUCGGAUUCCAGUGGUCACGGAGGUCCGCAAUAUUCGUCUACUCGAUGACGAUGAAAACAAUGCGCCGCAACAAAAGUCGCUUGAUCUUGAAGCUUACGUUAUGGAACUUCGCAUAAAUGAUCUUGAGGGAAAGCAUUCGUUUUCGCACUCAUUCCAGGAUUCGCGAUUGUUUGAUUUGUUAGAGCAGCUACGGCACGCCAGCGGACUCGCCCAUGCAAACAAAUACUCCAACGAUGCUCCGAUCGCCUGCUACCAGGCUUCCAUCUCAGUGUCGCCAGACAGGGAUGUCUUCACUCUAGACGCCGUUGUUCUAUGGAAGGAUUCACUCGAGAUCCCAGUCCUUUCCUAUCUACAAGAUCCGGCUUUGGAGGUUUUUACAAGAUAUGUGCUGCAGGAGCAUAUCGAUCACCCUUCAACUGUAUAUGAUCGGGAUCAACGUCGCGAACGGAUGCUGGGUAUUCCUCAAAAAUGGUCUCCUCGAGAGUUUUACAGCAGUGUUCACGUUCCCAGGACCACUGAAGGUGCCUCAAACCUUACAUGUCCUGAUAUCGAUUGUGACCUAUUUCCAUUUCAGAAGAGAGCCCUCCGAUGGUUAUUAGAGAGAGAGGGAAUGGCAGUUCAGCAAGAUGGAACAGUUGUUCCGAUGGAACAGAUCCCGGAAAAUGAGCUUCCGGUGUCUUUCAGGGAAAUGAAAGACGCCGACGGACAAACAUACUAUUUUAGCCGCCUCUUCAUGACCCUGACAACCGACAUCUCUGAGUGGUAUGAUGCUUCAAAUCUUUUGAAAGGCGGGAUUCUUGCAGAGGAAAUGGGACUGGGCAAGACAGUUGAAAUGAUUGCUCUAAUAAGUCUUCACCGCCGACUCUCAGAGCAGCAACAGAAGGCUGGCUUGGAUGGACUGAAGCCAUCUGGUGCAACUUUGAUUAUCACACCACCGGCUAUUCUUGAGCAAUGGAAACAGGAGUUGUCGAAGCAUGCCCCUAAUAUGCGGGUUCACCAUUAUACCGGCAUCAAGCGUGGGAAAGAGGAAACAGAUGAUAUGAUCGUCGAUGAGCUUGCCCAAUUCGACGUUGUCCUAACCACAUAUCCCGUCAUCUCGCGAGAAAUUCACUACGCUGGUGUAGCACCAGAAAGAAAUCUCAGGCACACAAAACGUUUCGAGCCCAGAAAGACACCUUUGGUUCGGAUUUCAUGGUGGCGUGUUUGUUUAGAUGAAGCCCAAAUGAUUGAAAGCGGAGUCAGCAACGCGGCAAAAGUAGCACGCUUGAUUCCUCGAGAAAUCGCUUGGGCUGUGACUGGCACGCCGUUACGCAGAGAUAUUGAUGAUCUGUUUGGACUUCUUCUCUUUUUGCACUAUGAGCCGUUUUGUUUCUCAAAUCCGUUGUGGAAAAGACUGUUUUCACGAUUUGGACCGGUCUUGGUCACCAUCAUUAACAAAAUCGCCCUUCGACACAGCAAGGAUCAAGUGCGUGACGAACUCCGUCUUCCUCCUCAAAAGCGCAUUGUCAUAACUACGCCGUUCACUGCAAUAGAAGAGCAACGCUACGGGCAAUUAUUUGAACAAAUGUGUGAGGAUUGCGGGCUUGACGCCUCAGGGGCACCCGUUCGGGGGAAUUGGGAUCCUGAAGAUCCGGUCAUCAUUGAAAAAAUGCGUGUGUGGUUGACAAGACUACGCAAAACCUGUCUUCAUCCUGAAGUCUCGUCGAGCACUCGUCGAGCAUUGGGUGCAAAUAAUGGACCAUUACGGACCGUGGACGAGGUUCUGGAGGUUAUGAUCGAAGCCAAUGAGACGGCUAUUCGUGCGGAAGAGCGCUCACUUCUUCUUUCUCAACUCCGACGAGGCCAGCUCCUGGAGAACGCAAAGCGCCGCGUGGAGGCUCUUGUCCUAUGGCAAAAGGCGUUAGAUCAUGCAACCCAGCUAGUUGAAAAAAGCAGAGAACAAUUGCGACAACAGAGGCUGAAAAGCGACAGUGCUACAGACGGUAUAAAUGGAACUAUAUCGGCAAUGGAACACUUGAAUGGGGACGAGGCUGAAGAUGCCGACAACAACAGUCGCCUUGGUCAAUACAGGCUAAGGCUUCGGAGUGCCCUUGAAGUCCAGCAUAUCGCAGUGUUCUUCACAGCAAACGCAUUCUAUCAGAUCAAAAGCGAUCCAAAUUUAACCCAGCCAGACUCUGAAGAAUUCAAAUCCCUUGAAAAACGUGAAGAAGAAGGCUACGAGGCGGCAAAAACAAUUCGCAAGGAGAUGUUGACAGAUAUCUCCCGAAAAGUUGAGCGCUAUAUGAAGACAAUCAAGGAGAAGACACGAAAUAAGCAAUUUGUGACCAUUCCAAAACUGAAGCCUUACCUUUAUAGCGAUGGUCUUGAGUCUUAUCGACUGCUCAUGAGGUUUGAAAACCUAUGUGUAGCACUUAACAGACAUGCGGAGCAGUACAAUGAAUGGCGCACCGCCAUGAUAAAACUUGUUUCACAAUCUCUCAUCGAUCAAGAAGAAGAUGCAGAACUGGAGGGCAAUGAGUAUGAGCGGUCUACAAAACAUCAAGAUGAGAUGUAUGUCUACAUGGAGGCUCUACGCUCAAUGUAUGCCGAUCGUCACGAUGCUCUCACUGGCCAAAAAAAUGUUCUCAUCUCCCACGAGGUCAAAGCUGGCAUUGUUCAGGCUCAACGAGGCGAAGGACCCUCUCCGCAGCUCUUCCUCAGGGUUAUGGACACUCGCAGUGAGCUCAUGCCAGAUCCCCAGCUUGGGUCGCUCCGCGGUAUUGUCAGUGAACUUCGGACCAUUCUGACAUCAUUGGACUGGCAAGCUAGCGCUGGAAGCUCGCGUGCUCGCGCUGAGCAUGAAAUGGUCGAUUUGGUCUUGAGAAAUGCCGGUCAAAUGAUCUCGGAGCAACUCAAGGUUUCAUCCAAUCUGGAAAAAGAAGUCGAAAUGUUUCGUGACACCAUGAACAAUCGGCUCGAGUACUAUCGCCACUUGCAGCAGAUUUCAGAUACAGUUGCUCCGUACGACGAGGAAAGUGCAGGUAAGCCACUUGAUGACGAGCUUUUCAACUCGAGACUCAGGCAGGAGGAAAUUCUUGACGGCAAAAUUUCUUCGCUCAAGUCUAAAGGAAGAUACCUCAUUCAUCUGAGGGAUGAUUCCAGCGCCGAGAAUACCUCGAGGAUCUGCAUUAUCUGCCAAUCAACUUUCGAAGUUGGUGUAUUGACGGUUUGUGGUCACAAGUAUUGCAGUGAUUGUAUUCGCAUGUGGUGGCGUUCCCAUAAGAGCUGCCCGAUGUGCAAGAAGACCCUGAAGCUCAAAGAUUUCCAUCAGAUCACAUACAAGCCACAAGAAUUAGUCGCCCAGGAAGAAGAAUCAUCUGUCAAACCGGGUCACGAACAACAUGCUCAGAACGCAAUCUAUAGUGACAUCAGCUCUGGACUUCUUAAGGAGAUCAAGAAUAUCGACCUGGAUGAUUCUUUCGGAACGAAGAUUGACACCCUGGCUCGUCACAUCCUGUGGCUGCGGGAACAUGACCCUGGGGCAAAGUCGAUUGUCUUCUCUCAGUACAAGAGCUUCUUGACUGUACUACAUGAGGCAUUCUAUCGCUUCAAGAUUGUCAGCAGCAGCAUUGACAGGCCAGAUGGUAUUGAAAGUUUCAAGAAGGAUCCCGCGGUUGAGUGCUUUUUGUUGCAUGGAAAAGCACAAUCAUCUGGGUUGACUUUGAUCAAUGCAACCCACAUCUUUCUUUGCGAACCGCUCAUCAAUACGGCAAUCGAACUACAGGCCAUCGCCCGAGUACAUCGUAUUGGCCAGCAUCGGCCAACCACAGUGUGGAUGUACCUUGUCUCUGGCACUGUUGAGGAAUCCAUCUAUCAGCUUUCUGUCACUCGGCGACUGGCUCACAUCAUUGAGAAAGAGAAGCACGGGAAAAUAGGUCAUUCAGCGGGCGCUCCCAAUGGUAAUGGUCCUCUCAUCGAAGAUCUUACAGAAACAGCCAUUGACUCCGCCAACUCCAUGGAAAUGCAAGAGGCCAGCCUGACAAAACUGAUGACAAGCGGACCAUCAGAUGGAGAGUUGGUGAAGCAGGAUGACCUUUGGCAAUGUCUCUUUGGUGGCACGGUCGAUAAAGAUAGCAAUAAUCCCUCCAUGGAGGCCGAGAGGGAAGUAGGCCGAUUCUUGAGGGGCGAGGCUGCUGAGCAAAGACGGAUCGAAUAA